Messenger RNA from Panicum virgatum (switchgrass), 1570 nucleotides. RefSeq names its product OVARIAN TUMOR DOMAIN-containing deubiquitinating enzyme 4-like. Bases 403 to 1251 code for a protein of 282 amino acids. Gene Ontology annotation, biological process: protein deubiquitination; endoplasmic reticulum unfolded protein response. The transcript has 7 exons. Gene Ontology annotation, cellular component: nucleus; cytosol. The record is from RefSeq and is a predicted model, not a curated record. NCBI's taxonomy places the organism in Eukaryota, Viridiplantae, Streptophyta, Magnoliopsida, Poales, Poaceae. Gene Ontology annotation, molecular function: cysteine-type deubiquitinase activity.
AUGGCCUGAGGGCCCAACACGGCCGCAAAAUUGCUAGCCCGUCCAAGACCCAGUUUCUGAGUUCCUCGUCUUCAUCCGUUCAUCGUCAAUCUCUGUGCUGUGAGCGAGCCGACGAAUCCGGCCGGAGCCCCCUCGUCUGAAGAGGCGAACACGGCCGACGAACACCGAACAGAAGAGGCGGUCUGGGCGAAGCAGCGCCCGACUCCCGACCGACAGUGUCAUGUGCAAGAAUCGAAAGCCGCUUCCGCCUGCACAAGCCUCAAAUCUUCUCCGCCGCUCCAGCACCAAGAGGCAGAUUCCAGUACUGGCUCUCGUUGCAGCUUCAAUUUUUCCUUAAAAAAAAUCUCCGUUCGAUUUGCCGAAUCGGAAGACCAGAGUUACACUUGGAACUAACCGAAGGGAAUGCUUCUCAACGCACCUACUAUUUCCUGGCGAUGCUGUACUUCAUGGAACAUGUGUUCUGAGUCUAGCCAGUUACCAGGAAAGUUGGCUCAAAGAGUUGAUUUGUGGAAUUCUUCGUGCUCACAAACAUUGAGGCAUCACGCCAGGACUGGUUCAGUUAAGAAGAACAUAAAUUCAUCUAAUCCAGCAUGUUCUGUCAGUUUAGGUCGACAGUUUCAUGGCAGACUAUCAGCAAGAAGCCAAAUCCUAAGUGUAAAGUCUGAUAUACUAUACCAUCACAAGUUUUCUAGUAUAGGUUGGCGUUUGGGAAGUAUGCCACGAAAAAUAGGAGGUAUAGCAUCUGGAAAAGGUUUUACAGUGUCUGGGAUGUCAAGUGCCGAGGGUCCUGUGGAUAACAACAUUGAUAGCACCCAGCCUGCUGAAUCAUCAGCAAAUUUAUCUCAUGGGAAGAAAGUUUACACAGAUUAUUCUGUCACUGGGAAACCCAUACCUAAUGAGGAUCUUCAGAGAAAGCUAGCCGAUGAGUUGAGAACAAUGGUUGCUGAUGAGUUUAUCAAGAGACGAGCAGAGACUGAAUGGUUCGUUGAAGGAGAAUUCGAUACAUAUGUCUCUCAGAUUAGAAAGCCACAUGUUUGGGGAGGUGAACCAGAGUUAUUUAUGGCUUCGCAUGUUCUUCAGAUGCCAAUCACAGUUUACAUGCAUGAUAAAGAAGCUGGCGGUUUAAUAGCAAUAGCUGAAUAUGGCCAAGAGUAUGGGACAGAAGCUCCCAUCCAAGUUCUUUAUCAUGGUUACGGCCAUUAUGAAGCUCUGCAGAUACCGGGAAAGGGUGGUCCAAGGUCAAGAUUGUAACAUUUGCAGCUCAACUUUCAAAUGGAGCGACGCGCGGGCUGCAAGUUGAGAUCCACACUGCUGUGUUUAUGUGGCGAAGAACAGAUGGCCAGAACUUCUAAACAGGCUUGGAGCUGCCAAAGGACAGUGAUCUGCACCCGCAUUCCUAUACAUUCCAACUAUUGAGCCCUGUGCGCUGCCCCCCUUGUUCGAGAUUUCAUGUUAUUAACAUCGUUGCAAGGUCAGAUGCAGCAGGUUACAUAUACCGUUGAUGCAAUGCAGAGUUCUUGUCAAAUAUUGCUGGCAACAUCGCUUGAUGGGUCGUGUAUUCUUGAGCUUA